CCGGCCCGGCGCGCGGGGGGAGUAUAUCAAGCCCCGGCAGCGGUUGCAGCGCAUGACACUGACUCGAGUGGUGCCGGGACGGACACACGGUGGCUGCUGCGCGGUACCUGGGACCCUUCCUGCGCCCGCAUCCUUGCGCCGCUCCCCCGCGAGACCCGGGUGCUACCGGCGAGAGGAGGUGGUGACUGCCUACAUCCUCCGAGGCGUGAGAUCUCCAACCCCCCCGCGCUCCUUCCUCCGGGCCUUUCGUACCGGAUCCGGCUCGGCCUCGCCCCCGGGCUCCGCGUGCCCCGGGUGGAUGUGCACGAAGAUGGAGCAGCCCUUCUACCACGACGACUCCUUCCUGCCGAGCUAUGGCCGGGCCGAGCUGGGUUCCCACGCCGACUACAAGCCGUACCGGGCCCUCAAGGCGCAGCUGCAGCUCCGGGCCGGGGCGGAAGAGGGCGGCGGGGCCUUUUACGCCCCGGCGGGGCUAGGCGAAGCCGGCAGCGCCUCUCUGAAGCUGGCCUCGCCCGAGCUGGAGCGCCUCAUCAUCCAGAACAGCAACGGUGUGGUUACCACCACCCCCACGCCGCCCGGUCAGUUCUUCUACCCGCGGGGCCCCACGGAGGAGCAGGAAGGCUUCGCCGACGGCUUCGUGAAGGCCCUGGACGAUCUGCACAAGCUGAACCACCUGCCGCCGCCCAACGUGUCACUCGGAGCUGCCCCGGCCAGCAGCGCCUAUGCCCCGGCCCUGCAUCCGGAGCCGGCGCCCCUUACACGCCCCUCGGCCCCUGUCUCCACGACGCUAACGAGCUACCCGCCGCCCGCUGCCGCUACCGCCUACCCCAGCGCCAACCUCAGCUACCUGCCCCCAGGCUACCCCCGCCCGCAGGGCUUCAAGGAGGAGCCGCAGACGGUCCCCGAGCCACCGGCGCCGGCGCCCGGCAGCCCGCCACUGUCGCCCAUCGACAUGGAGGACCAGGAGCGCAUCAAGGUGGAGCGCAAGCGGCUGCGGAACCGCCUGGCCGCCACCAAGUGCCGCAAGAGGAAGCUGGAGCGCAUCGCCCGGCUGGAGGAGAAGGUGAAGAGCCUGAAGGCGGAGAACGCGGGGCUGUCCAGCACGGCCGGCCUGCUCCGCGACCAGGUGGCCCAGCUCAAGCAGAAGGUCCUCACGCACGUGAACAGCGGUUGCCAGCUCCUCCUGGCUGUCAAGAUGCAGGCCUUCUAACCCGGGGGGGCUAGGGAAGGGGGCAGGCCCCCCUUGCCCACCUCACCACGAAUCCGGAGCUGGUUGAAACCAAGCUUUCCACCCCCACCAACCCCCUUUCUCCCAGCCGGGACUUUAUCGCCGGAUAAAGUUAGCGUGGGGGGGGGACUUUUCCCGCGGGAGAACGCGGCAGGCACUGGCCCCUGGGCGGCGGUAGGUGGCAGGAGCCAGCGGGCCUCUUUGCAUGGCUGGACGGUGCAAUAUGUUAGGCCUCGAUGUAUCUUUUUUUUUUUUGGGAGGGGGCUGGACCACGAAGGCUGAAACCUGGAACGGACAGACAGCCCUAGAUAACCUCCUC
Molecule: messenger RNA, 1547 nt
Organism: Alligator sinensis (Chinese alligator)
Lineage: Eukaryota; Metazoa; Chordata; Crocodylia; Alligatoridae
Gene: JUNB
Product: JunB proto-oncogene, AP-1 transcription factor subunit
Biological process (GO): regulation of cell cycle; regulation of transcription by RNA polymerase II; regulation of cell population proliferation
Cellular component (GO): transcription regulator complex
Molecular function (GO): DNA-binding transcription factor activity, RNA polymerase II-specific; transcription factor binding; RNA polymerase II cis-regulatory region sequence-specific DNA binding
Source: RefSeq, a predicted model, not a curated record